AUGGCCUGGCUGCUCUGCAUCACCUGUAUCCUGGUCUGCUGCCCGAACCUGCUGCAGGGCAAAGCUUCAGAGUACCAGCUGGAGUCAGAGACCCUCAGCCAAUGUGAGUUGCUAAGGGGUGUGGCCGUUGCCAAGCAACAAGAUGAUGCUCCUCACUGUGCCGAGGACGGCAGGUUCAGGCCUGUGCAGUGCAGUGGGCGGGGUCAGGAGUGUUGGUGCGUAGAUCCUGAAGGUCUGGAGAUGGUCGGGACUCGAACCAGCGGUUCUGCUCCUCACUGUCCGUCUCCCUGCCAGCUGCAGUCCGCCCUGCGUUGUGCUCCUUCAGGCCUCUUUGAGACCGUGCAGUGUGAGUCCAGCAGGGGGCAGUGUUGGUGCGUGGAUCAGGACGGCAUGGAGCUGUACGGGACCCGGCAGAGCGGGAGACCUGAGCGUUGUCCGGGAAGCUGUGAGGUGAGGUCGCGGCGUCUCCUCCACGGAUCCGGAUCACACUCUCCUCCUCAGUGCGCCGACGACGGCAGCUUCCUCCCCGUCCAGGUUCAGUUCAUCAACACCACCGACAGGAGGCCGCUGGACCUGCUGCACGCCUUCAACAGGUUCCCAGAAGCCUUCGAGACGUUCAGCAGCUUCAGGAAGUUCUUCCCCUCCAUGUCCUCGUACAGUUUCUGCUCCAACAGCCGAGGAAGAGAGACGGAGAACACAGGCGUGGAGCUCCUCCUCUCUGAGGUCUAUGACUCGGCGUUCUCCGGUCUCCGGUCUGGUCGCUCGUUCUCUCAGACGAACAUCUACAGAGUCCUGCAGAGGAGGAUGCUGGGAGUCCGCCUCGCCCUCACCGGACACUUCAGAUGCCCCUCCCCCUGUGAGGAGGAGCGGCGUGCGGCAGUGGAGGCAUCCAGUGUUUUCGUCCCGUCCUGUGAGAGCGGAGGAUCGUUCAGGUCCAGGCAGUGCCAGCAGGGGGGGCAGUGCUGGUGUGUGGACCCCGCAGGGAGAGAGGUUCCUGGGACACGACAGCAAGGAGACUCCCUGACCUGCAGUUCUGGUCUUGCUGACUGCCCCACUCAGCGUCGUCUGGCUCUGUCCCGGUUGUUCUCUGGUCCUGUUGAUCCUUCUUUCCAGGCCUCCUCUGUCAGACCUCGGUCUUCCUGCCUCCCCCUCCUCAGUCCUCUCAGGGAGCUCCUGCCCGUGGAGGUGGAUCCGUCCUCCUUCCUGUCUCACCUGGCUGAAGUCCUCCACGGUCUGUUCCCCUCAGUGGGCGGGGCUCUGCAGGCUCUGUCUCGCUCCUCACCUCGCCGCUUCCAGGAGAACUUGUUUGGAGGGAAGUUCCUGAAGAGCGCCGCCUCCUUUAACUUCAGCGGGGCGCUGGGAGCUCAGGGAGCGCUCGGUCUGGACCGGCUGUCCUCUCAAAACCUCAGCCUCAGGAAGAACCAGGACCUGGUCCUGUCCACCAGCAAGGCUCUGGAGGACCCGGCCUUCCUCUCUGCUCUCCAACACACACUGAGGGGACUGAGCAGCUCACACUCCACCUCACUGGACCAGGUUCUGACUCCUUUCCUGCGGUCCUGCUCCGGAGACGAGGUUGACGCUGAGACCGUCUUCAUCCCGAGCUGCACGCUCAGAGGAGAGUUCCAAGAGGUCCAGUGUGGGGGGGCCGACUGCUGGUGUGUGGACUCUCAGGGCCGGGAGAUGGAGGGGUCUCUUACCGCCGGAAGUCGACCCCGGUGUCCGUCCCUCUGUGAGAGACAGCGGGCGAUGGCCCUGAAGGUGAAGGGAAACAUGGCCGCCAGCGCUGAAAUCCACAUCCCAGCGUGCUCUGAGGACGGAGACUUCCUGCCGCUGCAGUGUGUGGGGUCACGAUGUUUCUGUGUGGACACCGAGGGGAGAACGAUGACUGCUGGGCCAACAGGGGGCGCUGUGACCUGUCCAGAGAGAAAAACACUGAAGCCUUCAGGUGGCUGCUCUCAGGUGUUAGCUGAGGUCACAGCUUUCAGACAGGAAGUGAAGAGCAUCAUCACUCUCUCUAACUCCACCCACCUCCCUCUCGGAUAUGGAUUCCUAUUGGCCGAAGGUUUGCGUCUGACCCCAGAGGAGCUCCAGAUCAGCCAAUCAGAGGAGGAGCUGCAGAUCACAGACAGGCUGCUGAGCCGCUCCAGAGCUGCUCUACGAUUGGCUGCUUUCUCCACCGUCCAGAUGUUUCUCCCUCCUCAGCGACGCUCCUACCAGCCGUUCACGCCAACCUGUGACGCCGACGGACUCUGGCUGCACACACAGUGUUACCACAGCACAGGUCAGUGUUGGUGCGUUGAUGAAGAUGGAGAGUUCAUCCCAAACACUCUGACCAGCCGCUCACUACAGCUGCCUCAAUGUCUGACCCGCUGUCAGAGAGCUCAGGCUCACACGCUGCUCUCUGGUUGGAUGAAAGGCUCUGACAUCACAAUGACAUCAUCUUACAGCCCACAGUGUGAGGAGGACGGACGCUUCUCCGUGCUGCAGAGAGGGGGCGCUGCAGGCUGGUGUGUGAACGCACUGACCGGAGAGACGAUGCAGGCGGCAACACCAAGUGCUGACGGACAACUGACAUGUCCCAGCUGGUGUGAGCUCAAAGGUUCUCAGUGUCGUCGUGACGGCUCCUUCAUCCCGCUGCAGUGUGAUGUCACUUCCUGUUGGUGUGUUUCUGAAGACGGACGGGAAGUGGGCGGGACCCGAACCCCUCGAGAGACAGGGAGCACGCCGUCAUGUGACCGUCCCCUGUGUCCCGCCGCCGUUACCCAUGGUGCACUGCUCUGCCACCCCGCAGUCGAUGCUCGUCAGAGCUGUGACCUCAUCUGUCACCAUGGUUACCAGAACUCACUUCCUGUCAGCAGCUUCCUGUGUGAGACGGAGAGCGGGCGAUGGGACGGAGAUGACAGACCUCUGAGGGGGGCGUGUCAGAUCUCUCAGCCUCUUCAGUCCGUCUCUUCCGCUCAGCUCUGGUCGUUGUCAUCAUCCUGCUCUCAGAUCAGCAGUUUACAGACUCUGAUGUUAAACAUGAUGAGGAGCCGAGGAGUCUGCUCUGCACAGCUCCCCUCAGGUCACUCUGUGUCAGUGUGUGACUCGUCGAUAGUGCGUCUGCAGUGUGACGGUGACGACACGUUGAAGGUAACGCUGCGAUUCAGCGCUGAGCUGUCCGACCUCCCGACCUUUGACCUCCCUGACCUCCAUGACGUCAGUUUGUUUAUGAAUGAGUCCAAACUCCUGGCGGGGGUGCAAGGAGUUCUGGGUAAUAUUCGCUCCAUGCUCACAUCAGAGCCCAAACUGGUUUCCCUGACAACCCCAACUUUCGGUUGUUCCAGUGGUUUCCACCCGGCCUCAGACGGGGACAGCUGCGUCGUGUGUCCCGCUGGGACGUUCUUCAGGGAGGGGGCGUGUCCUCUGUGUCCUCAGGGAACCUAUCAGGAUGAAGAGGGGCGGGACUUCUGCAACAGGUGUCUCAGAGGCUCCUCCCCUGCUGGAGCGUCAUCGGCCAAUCAGUGUGUAACAGAGUGUCAGAGGCGGGGCCUGCGGUGUUCGGAGGAAGGUGACUUCCUGCCAGCACAGCCUGACUUCCUCUCUGGCAGGUGGAGGUGUGUCAGCAGUGAGGGGGCGGAGCUUGAGUGGACAAGCAGUGAAAAACCUCUGACUGAUGACGAGUGCUCAGUUCUCAGCAAGUUUCAGCCUGUACCUGGAUCAGAUGUUACGGUCGGAGCUGAAGACUCAGAAGUCCUGCAAACGAUGACCUCUGACCUCACAUCCUGUGUCAAAGCGUGUGCAGCAGAACCGUCCUGCCACCAUGUGGCGCUGUUCAACAAGCAGACUCAGUGUGAACUGUACAGCACACACACACUGAACACACACUGCAACACCUCCCAGCAGACCGCUGGGUUCCUGGGUAACCCUCAGGCCGAGCUCUUUGAUUCGCUGAGCUGCUCGAUGAGAGUGAGGGGCGGAGCUUCAGACCUACUCGUCAUCAGGAAGAAAGGGGCGGAGUUCUCCUCGCUGCAGCAGGAGCAGCAGAGCUUCGUGAGGAUGACCAUGAAGAAGGCGCUCUCAGGUGUGUUCAGGACUCAGGUGUUCUCCUCGGCGCGGUCCUCUCUCUCUGACGCUCAUCGUUUCUGUCAGGACGGCUGCAGCCGGGACGCGUGCUGCGAGGGAUUCAUCCUGAACCAGAACACCCUGAACGGAGGUUCCCUGCUCUGUGGUUGGCUGAGAGCUCCGUCCGUCUUGAUGUGCGGGGAGGAGGACUGGGAUGUGACCGGACAGGGGACGGCCAAUCGUAUCUGUGGGGCGGGGCUUACCUACAGCGAGCAGCAGAAGAACUUCCUGUUCGACUUCGGAGGACAGACGUUCACAAUCAAUGAGUCUGCUCUGCCCGCCGACAGUAAGAACAAAAAGGACUACCAGGCCUCCAUCAUCAGCUUCCAGUCCGUCUACCUGAACACAGGGUCAGCAGCUGGUGGUUCUGGUUCCUGUGCAGCAGCAGAUCCCGGACCUCUUCUGGACGUCUCAGUUCAGCAGAAGUUUGAGUCUCUGUCGGAGGACGACGUCCUCGUGGACCCUCAGAGGAAACUCUCCAUGCUCUCCUUCUGGCUCAACAAGAACAACUACAACUCCCAGCAGGCUUUGCUCUGGUGCCUUACACGUUGUGACUCCGAGCCGCUCUGCUCCACCUCUGACCUCAGGGACUCGGACUCUCCUGGGUUCUUCAGCUGCUCGUUGUUUCCUGACAGCAGAGUCUGUGGAGCGUACGACAAACCUCUGAGGCGGCCCUGUCGCCACCUGCUGGACAGAACGCCACGCAACACCUACAGCAAGAAGGUGGAUCUGUCUGGAGCAGUAAAGAGUUUCUAUGAGAGAGUUUCCUUCCAGAAGAUGGUUUCUUACUCCGUACGCAGCCGAGUCAGCGUGUCAGGAAGCACAUCGCUGUCUGACGGGUUCAGGGAGUGUGAGCGGCGCUGUGAUGAAGAUCCUUGUUGCCGUGGUAUCGGAUUCGUCCGAGACACCAAAUCACCAGGUGGUUCAGGCGUGGUGUGUCUGUCUCUGAUCAGUCUCGGGAUCCAGACCUGCGGUGAGGACGACAUGACCACCUGGAGGAGUCAGGACUGCAAACCGUCCGUAGUGAAGACCUCACCGGACCCCU
Messenger RNA from Notolabrus celidotus (New Zealand spotty), 5149 nucleotides. It is a transcript of the gene tg, whose product is annotated as thyroglobulin. The record is from RefSeq and is a predicted model, not a curated record. NCBI's taxonomy places the organism in Eukaryota, Metazoa, Chordata, Actinopteri, Labriformes, Labridae. Gene Ontology annotation, biological process: thyroid hormone generation.